This is a messenger RNA of Rhinichthys klamathensis goyatoka, 836 nucleotides long. It is a transcript of the gene c1qtnf6a, whose product is annotated as C1q and TNF related 6a. The coding region runs from base 96 to 812 and encodes 238 amino acids. NCBI's taxonomy places the organism in Eukaryota, Metazoa, Chordata, Actinopteri, Cypriniformes, Leuciscidae. Gene Ontology annotation, molecular function: protein binding. The record is from RefSeq and is a predicted model, not a curated record. The transcript is spliced from 3 exons.
AAUGAUCUGACUGAGGAUUUUUCCCUUUUCUUUUUCUCUUCUCGGCGCACUGACCCAACGGCAGCAGCAAACACAUCACAAAGUACUGUCGCACCAUGUUUGGGUUCCUCCUGCUUGCCUGUCUGUCUCCACAUCUGGUAGUCUGCGUACCUCAACCGCCCUGCCGUCGAUGCUGCGACCACCUCCCACGACUAGAUGACGCCGCAACCUUAAGAGAAAGCGUGCCUGAGGUCCGCACAUACAUCAACAUGACCAUUCUCAAAGGUGACAAGGGUGACCGUGGAGAAAGGGGCACUCCUGGGAAGCCUGGGAUUGAGGGUUCCCCGGGACCACGAGGGUCUGAAGGCCUUCAAGGAGAUAAGGGACAAGCCGGAGCCCCAGGUGACGCCUGCAAGUCUCAGCACUCUGCUUUCUCAGUCGGCCGACGGAAGUCCCUUCACAGCGUUGACAACUACCAGGCCCUGAUCUUUGACACCAUCUUCGUCAACACCCCCGAACACUUUGACAUGUUUGCUGGGAAGUACCGUUGCCACAUACCGGGAAUCUACUUCUUCAAUGUGAACAUCCACACGUGGAACUUCAAGGAGACGUACCUGCACAUCAUGCAGAACGACAGCGAGAGGGCCAUCGUUUACGCUCAGCCCAGCGACCGCUCCAUCAUGCAGAGCCAGAGCGUCAUGCUGCGUCUACAGGAGGGCGACGAGGUCUGGGCCCGUCUUUACAAGCGGGAGCGUGAGAACGCCAUCUACAGCGACGACGUGGACAUUUACAUCACCUUUAACGGAUACCUCAUCAAGCCUGAGACUGAGUGAUACCAGAAACGACGGCAGGAAGGA